AAAUCAUGAUUCAGACAUCGUAAAUGUAAUCAGUCCGUAGAACAUUAACCAAGACAAUUCUUGAGCAAACUCACAUGUUUCCAAUCAUUUAAAAUGAGCUGGGGCCAAAGUCAGUUCGCUGGAGUUAAAACGUUGAGACGAGCUGCAUGAGUGCGCAUUCGGGAUGCAGCUGAACCCCGUGAUCAGUAUUUGUUUGAGUUUAUUGGUAAUUCCAGUUGACUCACUAUAUGACAUUAAGUCGUCGACUAGUCCUGCUUAUGGGACCGUUUCAUCGAGCUUAGAAGAAGAUCCCGCUUUACGUGAGCACCUGAAAGAGGCUUUCGAGGAGCAGGGCUACUACUUGCAGCGUCUGUUCCUCCAGUAUGGUGACAAUGGGACCCUCACAUAUGAGGGUCUGCAGAAGUUGCUGGGCAGCCUGGGGCUUGGGGAGGUCAGUGUUUUGGAGAUUGGGCACGAUGGCACCUCCUCACACCCUCAUACACACCUCCAUCUUGAUGAGCCUCGUACUCCUCAUUCAAGAGCUCAGGGACCCAGCCCGACAACACACACACACAGGAACCCUGACCCAAAAACUGCUGGCUCAAAUGGAUUUGGGUCCAAAAUCAAUGACCCUGUGAGAACUUCACACCCAGGUGUUUUACCGCUUGGACACUGGCGAGGAUCGUUCGAGGAGCUGUCUUUGUUGACGAACCAUGCCACUAAGAAACACCUCCAUGGAAAUUGCCUGAACGUCACACAGCUGCUUUGCAACUUCGGGUUGGAGAAAGCAUCCCAUAUCACGCCAGCCCAGUUUACCUUCCUAUGCCCCGCCCUUCUGUACCAGAUUGACAGCGGUGUUUGUUUGCGUCACUCAGAGGGAAACAGAGGAGAGACUAGCAGUGGUGUGGGCUUUCUUAAAGCUUUAGGAUGGAGCUCCCUGGCACUGACUAUAAUCAGUCUGCCCUCUUUGGUGGCACUGGGUCUGGCACGACUGCUCCCCCCUGCUCGCCUGCAUGUCUUCCUGUGCCCCAUGGCUGCCCUGGCAGUGGGCACACUCUGUGGAGAUGCUUUGCUUCAUCUCCUGCCUCAUGCCAGGUUUGGGCCACACAGUGAAAGCUCAGACCCUGUUAAAAAGGGUUUAACUGUUCUGGGUGGGCUCUACCUUCUGUUUGUGAUUGAGAGUCUCCUGGGACUGCUACACCAUUACAAGAAGUCAAAGAAGAGGGGACAGUGUCCUGAAUCAGUGAGGGAGAUUGAUCCACUGGAGGGCUUCCUUCACCCUGAACAGACAGAGUCUGUAGAGUCCAGACAUGGGCAUUCCCACAGUUCUCCAGACUCAGGUCCUGCACACACAGGCACUAUGGCAUGGAUGGUUGCCAUGGGAGAUGGAAUUCACAACCUCACUGAUGGGCUAGCCAUUGGUGUGGCCUUCUCUCAGAGCCUGACUGUAGGCCUGAGCACAACCAUCGCAGUUUUCUGCCAUGAACUCCCACACGAGCUGGGUGACAUGGCCAUUCUCCUGGCUGCAGGCUGGCCCAUGUGUAAACUGGCAGUCUUCAGUGCCAUUUCUGCCCUGCUGGGGUUUGUGGGUCUCCUUGCAGGCAUUGUCCUGGGUCAUCAGUGGAUCCAGCUGUCUCCCUGGCUCCUGACUGUGACUGCUGGAGUCUUCCUUUAUGUUGCCCUUGCAGACAUGAUGCCAGAGAUGCUCCAUGGACGCCCUAAGUCAGCAAGUCCCCUUCUCCGCUUCCUGCUGCAGAACCUGGGUCUGCUAACAGGUGUUGGCAUCAUGCUAUGUAUUGCCCUCUUCGAGGACCACAUCUCCAUCAACCUGGGAGACGGCUGAGAAGGACUAGACCACUGGACCAGUGUGUAUAGGUCAUGUCUCUCCAUGGAACUGGAGCUAGUUUCCUAACCUUACGUUCUUCUCCAGUGGGGGACAAAAGAUGAAAGAGAAAUGUGACUUGGUUGUGUUCUGCCCAACCAGUGUAGCUGUGUGUCAAACUGAUCAUCCACCAGACACUGGGGUCAGCAUGGGAAUAUCAUGGCAGAGAGACUGGUUUCAGCAUGUGAAGUAUUGAAGCUUUAUUUACAAUUUGAUCCUCUUGACCUAACGUGAGGUUCUUGGACACAGCAUAAAUAUGUGAAGCAAAAUAGAAAAAUCUGGAGAAGACUGCAAUGAAAUUUGCCAUUUUAACCAUUUUUAAUUACUGGUGCACCUAUGAAAGAGUUUCAUAGCAUAAUUCUUAGAAAUAUUAGACUGUGUUUUCCUAGAGUAGAUCUCUGGAUAUAAGUAUUUUAUUAUUCUUAGCGUGGGUCUCUAGAAGUGUAGGUUUUUGAAAACACCAUGUCUGGUUUCAUGACACAUUUACUGUGGUGACCAUUUAAAAUAAUAGCACAUGAAGUCAGGAAACAUUCUUCUGAACUGUCAGAUUGUGUGUAUACGUGAUGUCUGCAUAGCACUGCAUGAUGUUUUUAGCUUUUAUUCUGUGGCUAUAUUCAGUGAAGGAUUGCAAAUACCAGGUGCCACUGUUUCAUUUGGAAAAAUUAGACAGGCAGUAUGUAUUUCCCAAGAUCUGAUUGUAACCUUCUGGGAACAAAACAGAGAACUAAUACAGAAAAAAACAUGCAUUAAGUAAAUGGCAGUUCUGUCUAACUCUUUUCAAUUGAUCAGACCAGACAAAUAGUAUAUCAUCAUACUAUCAUUAGAGGGGACAAAGAUUGUUAACAUCUACAGAAUCAAAUUCUGAAUAAAAUUCACAAAAAGGGGCUAGGACUUCCCUAUACAGUUGUCCUGAGGUGAUUUGUUUAAUUGCAGCAUUCUGGCAGAGAGGAAACACUCAGACCAAAGUGAAUGUAGCAAUAGCUUUUUAUUUAAAACAUAACUAAUCCGAAGCCACAAUACUGAGUGACCAGACCUGUUGGCCAUAGCAGAAUGUAAAACAGAAGUGUCAUGUAUGGACUUUCUUUUUUUUCUCUCUCUCUCUCUCUCUCUCAUCAUCAGAAAGACAAAUGAAGUUACUAUAAUCUCAAA
Molecule: messenger RNA, 3010 nt
Organism: Chanos chanos (milkfish)
Lineage: Eukaryota; Metazoa; Chordata; Actinopteri; Gonorynchiformes; Chanidae
Gene: slc39a5
Product: solute carrier family 39 member 5
Exons: 12
Coding region: 164-1822 (552 amino acids)
Biological process (GO): intracellular monoatomic cation homeostasis; zinc ion import across plasma membrane
Cellular component (GO): plasma membrane
Molecular function (GO): zinc ion transmembrane transporter activity; monoatomic cation:bicarbonate symporter activity
Source: RefSeq, a predicted model, not a curated record